Molecule: messenger RNA, 657 nt
Organism: Somion occarium
Lineage: Eukaryota; Fungi; Basidiomycota; Agaricomycetes; Polyporales; Cerrenaceae
Source: the annotation of a GenBank genome assembly
AUGGCUCGUGUUUCGCAAUUGCUACAAGAUCAGUUUCAAAACCAAUCGGGCACAAUGCUGUCACCAGAGCCAGCGGCGAAAUGUCCCCGCGUUCAGUUUCAAGUUGAACUGACAUGUGUCAUUAGUUCAGAAUCAAGCACUGAUCCCUCUGUGCAUACACCAUCACAGCCUGCUCCACCUGGUCCGGAUCUAGCUCAAGAUUCAACACAGACUCCAGUCAAAUUUUUUGAUUUUGAGCUGUUUUCACCUGCUGAAGCUAUAGAAGCAGAGGCAACGCAGACCACUAUGCCUCCUCCACCUCUUCAAACUACACGAUCCGGAUGGGCCAUUCAUCCAACGGCGAAGGUUCGCGAUGCAAUGCCUGACAUCCCUGGUACACAAGAGGACCGGGCGAUGAUUACAUCUAAUCGGCCUGAGCCUGAUGAAUGUUCUACAUGCCAAGGUCGACAUGUCAUUCUCCUUCUAACCCAACAUGUUAAGACCGUCGCGAACAAAUUUGGUCUCAGUCACCUUUACAAAUGCCAUCCUGUCCGUAAACCCAUAGAGGAAUUUAAUCUCGACAUGUGCUAUGCUCUCACGGCGAAUGCAACUCUUGCUGCAAAAGCCAAGAGACGGGUUCAAGAUAUCAUUGCACCAUAUCCAAACCUCAGUUCGUAG